Cotesia congregata is the source of this 1926-nucleotide messenger RNA. Lineage: Eukaryota; Metazoa; Arthropoda; Insecta; Hymenoptera; Braconidae. The record is from the annotation of a GenBank genome assembly.
AUGACUUCCAAAGUUUCAAAACCGACUACCCCGACCGACAACGGCAAAGUUUUGGUCGACGGCAGGGAAACUUGGUCCGGAAAAGUUGAUUUUCUUCUUUCGGUUAUUGGGUUUGCUGUUGAUCUUGCCAAUGUUUGGAGAUUUCCGUAUUUAUGCUACAAAAAUGGUGGUGGCGCAUUUUUAGUUCCUUACUGCAUCAUGUUAGUAGUCGGAGGGAUUCCUUUGUUCUAUAUGGAACUAGCUCUAGGGCAAUUCAACCGGAAAGGAGCUAUUACAUGCUGGGGACGACUUGUUCCUUUACUAAAAGCUUUGAUAGCCUUCUACGUUGAUUUUUACUACAACGUAAUAAUAGCCUGGGCAUUGCGUUAUUUUUUUGCUUCGUUCACCAACAUGUUGCCCUGGACAACCUGCGGAAACUCUUGGAACACUCCUCUCUGUCGUGAAUUUAACACUAAUACUUCUGAUAAAUUUGUUAUUAACGAUUGGACUGAUUAUUACCAGACUUCUCUGUUACUUAAUGCAACUGACGUACUUGGUUCAAAUAAUACUUUAAAUUGGAGAAAUGAAACUGAUAAUUCAACAAAGUAUACAAGUGCUGCUCAGGAAUAUUUUAAUUCUGGCUUACACGAUCUUGGAAUAGUAAAGUGGGACAUUGCGCUUUGUUUGUUUAUCGUCUACAUUAUUUGUUAUUUUUCUCUAUGGAAAGGGAUCUCGACAUCCGGAAAAGUGGUAUGGUUCACGGCUCUAUUUCCAUACGCAGUCCUGCUGAUCCUUCUAGUACGUGGGGUAACUUUGCCCGGAAGCGGUGAAGGAAUAAAAUAUUACCUCAGCCCGAAUUUUACCGCAAUAACAAAUGCCGAGGUCUGGGUGGACGCUGCCACACAAGUAUUUUUUUCCCUGGGUCCGGGUUUUGGAGUUCUUUUGGCAUACGCUAGUUACAACGAGUACCACAAUAAUGUUUACAGCGACGCUUUGCUGACGAGUUUAAUCAACAGCGCGACUUCUUUCAUCGCCGGGUUUGUAAUUUUUUCAGUUCUUGGUUACAUGGCGCAUGCGAGCGGCCGUUCCAUUAAAGAUGUCGCCACUGAAGGGCCUGGUCUUGUCUUCAUUGUUUAUCCCGCAGCAAUUGCAACAAUGCCUGGGUCCAUUUUUUGGGCCCUGAUUUUUUUUAUGAUGUUAUUAACACUUGGUCUGGAUAGUUCAUUUGGAGGAUCAGAAGCGAUAAUCACGGCACUAAGUGACGAAUUUCCUCUAAUUGGGAACCAUCGGGAAAUAUUUGUCGCCUGUUUAUUCACCUUGUAUUUCCUAGUCGGUCUGGCAUCGUGCUCACAAGGAGGAUUUUAUUUCUUUCACUUAUUGGAUCGUUAUGCAGCUGGUUAUUCAAUGUUAUUCGCUGUGCUCGCUGAAGCAAUAGCCGUUAGUUGGAUUUACGGUACUGAUAGAUUUUGCGCGGAUAUUAAAGAUAUGAUUGGAUUUGCGCCAGGAUUGUAUUGGCGUGUUUGUUGGAAAUUUGUCGCUCCUAUUUUUAUUGUUUUCAUCAUCGUCUACGGUCUUAUGGGUUACGAACCUUUGACAUACGAUGAAUACACCUAUCCAUUAUGGGCGAAUAUAAUCGGAUGGAUAAUAGCUUCUUCUUCAGUCGCAAUGAUCCCAGGAAUGGCAAUUUACAAAAUAAUAAUAACCCCUGGAACAUUUUGUCAAAGAAUAAAAAUACUUACAACACCGUGGAGAGACACUCAACAGCAGACAGUAACCAUGAGGUCCACAGUUAGUUCAGUAGCAAAUGGCGCAGUACGAACAAGUCUGCUCGACGAAGGCGGCUUUGUCGACGUAUCGCCUAAAGAACAAUUGGACGUGACCAAGGAACAAAUCCAAGUUGUUCUCCACCCAGGUGACAAUGGAGAUCCGCCACCAGAGCCCGUCUAG